Messenger RNA from Olea europaea var. sylvestris, 730 nucleotides. Its product is annotated as protein RSI-1-like. The coding region runs from base 137 to 424 and encodes 95 amino acids. The transcript is spliced from 3 exons. Lineage: Eukaryota; Viridiplantae; Streptophyta; Magnoliopsida; Lamiales; Oleaceae. The record is from RefSeq and is a predicted model, not a curated record.
CCCAACCCCAACCCCAAAAUACGUCCACCAAGAAACACCUAUAAAUUUGGAUCCCAUUCUGAUUCUAUAGCAAUAAAAAGGCUCCAAAUUCUACUCAGUAAUUCAGUGAGUUAAGUCAGUUUUUAGAGAACAAGAAAUGGCAGGUCGUCCGUACAAUACAGGCAUUUUGUUGGUUAUAUCACUACUUGUAUUGAUUACAUUAUCCAACGUUGUUGAGGGAUACAAUAGACUUCAUCCUCGAGAUUGCAAUCCAAGAUGCACGUACCGUUGCUCAGCAACAUCCCAUAAGAAGCCAUGCAUGUUCUUCUGUCAAAAGUGCUGUGCGAAGUGCUUGUGUGUGCCACCAGGCACUUAUGGCAAUAAACAAACAUGCCCUUGUUACAAUAAUUGGAAGACUAAGGAAGGCGGACCUAAAUGCCCAUAAAUUAAUUUAUAUUAAAAAAAAAACAAACAAAAACAAAAACAAAAACAUUUCGUUUAUUUAUAAUCUAUAUGAUCGCUAUAUUUUUACUCAAAUGGCAAUAGAAGAACAUGCCCUUUUGUUCAAUUUGAAAUGCCAAAAAGUGUAAGGAGAGAUGUCCUACUCGAAAUGAAGUUGUAGACGGAUAUUGAGAAAUAUGAGCAACUUAUAAUUUGAGGUAGUCUUAUCUGAUUUGCCUUUAUAUAUAAGUGAAUUAUAAUGUAUUUGCAAUGUGGUUGUCUUGUACUUGGAAAUUGAAAUUGAAACCAA